AGAUGACCCUUGUCUUUAAGGCGUCAAACACAAAGUACAAGAAUGUGUUGGCUCAAAUUACUCUGUAUAUCCAGCCUGUCAACGACGAGGUGCCACAACUGAUCAACCUUCCGUAUUCCUUCAAAAUCCCAGAGAAUCUUGUCCAGGCAAAUUCAAAGUGGUUAGGGACACUGGUGAAGUUCAAGUAAAUACUGGUGAUUUAGAUCGAGAUGGCGGCCUCAUCGAGUCAGCUAGCGGCAUCUGCCGGAUAACUGUUCAGGCGACGGAAAAAACAACCCAUCCCCAGACAGCCAAUGCUCGGUACACGGCGGACGUAAACGUGACAAUCACAGUACAGGAUGUUGAUGAUAAUAGGCCACGUUUUUCCUUUCCCACCUACAACGCAUCUGUUGACGAAAACACUCAGAAUUUAGUACCGAUCGAUUUACCCACAAAGAUAGAAGUCUCUGACAAAGAUCAGGGUGCCAAUGCCAAGUUCACAGUUCAGAUCACCACAGAUCAAAGAGAAAAUUUUGAAGUCUCACCAACAGAAGGGCAGUCGAAAAGCAACUUCAUAAUUCGAGUGAAAAACUCAACAUAUCUCGACUUCGAGAAGAGACAGACUGUGACAAUCAAGCUUGUCGCCCAGGGACCUUCACCUUCUGGUUGGAACGCGACGGCUGAUGUGGUUUUACACAUUCGUAAUGUCAAUGACUACAGCCCUCAAUUCAAGCAAACUACGAUUAUGGGAGAUGUGGAGGAAAAUUCUCCGAAUGGUACUUCUGUGACAACAGUUAAGGCAGACGAUGGUGAUAAAGAGGAUGGUCGCGGCUUCUCGAAGGUUACUUAUCACUUCCAGAAGCCUUCAAAUACUUUUAAGAUUGACAACAAGACAGGCCAGAUAACUGUCGCUGGGGGUUUAGACCGAGAGAAGAGAGACGUAUACUACCUGACAGUGAUUGCUGUUGAUGGAGGAGACAGAAGUACUUCUGCUCAGCUUCAGGUGAAAGUAACAGAUCAAAAUGACGAGGCUCCAGUGUUUAGCUCAGAUGUCUAUGAGACUUCCCUCAAAGAAGGAGAAUAUGUGUUUUCCCAUCAGAUCACAGUUCAUGCAAAUGAUGGUGAUCAAGAAGGCACGAAUAACUCAAAAGUCUUCUACAAAAUUGAAUCUUCAAUCCCAUCGAGUGUGAUCACGCAGUUUCAUUUGGAUCAGGCAAGUGGUCUUUUGACAGUCAAAACACCCCUGAAGUAUGAGGAGGUCCAGUUCACCAAAGAUGAGGAGGGCAGGAUUUCACUUAAUAUUUCUGCUACAGAUAAUGGUAUUCCCCCCAAAAAGAACUUCACUACAGUGUCUGUUCAGUUACAGGAUGUGAAUAAUCAGAGUCCGUCUUGUGAACAAAUGAGCUACAGUGUGCAGAUUCCAGAGAAUGUGUCUGCAUCUUACAUCGUUCAGCACAUAAAUGCCACAGAUGAGGACAAAACAUCGCCAAAUAAUUUGACUGUUUUCCGCAUUGAUGAUAAGAGUGUCGAAGUAUUCAGUAUUGACUUGAAUGGGACUUUGUCAGUGAGAGGGAUUCUGGACAGAGAGACCAUACCCCACUAUGAUAUCAUAGUUACAGUCUCUGACUUGGGUAACCCAUCACUCAGUGGGUCCUGUUUUGUGAGUGUGAAUGUGACAGAUGUCAAUGAUUCCCCACCUACUUUUGACCAGAGACAAAUGUCAAAAUCUAUUCAGGAAAAUAAAAAGUUUGACUUAUCCUGCCAUGCAAGUGAUGAUGACAACAAUUCUGAUCUUGUAUACACAAUUGACUGGGACAAGAGCACAGGAAAAGAUGGUGGGAAUAAAGAUGUAACUACUGAGAUAUUAAAGAAAUUCUUUGAAAUACCAGAUAUUGGUACCUGCAGAAUUGUUUCAAAGAUAAAUUUGGAUCGGGAGCAGCUCAGUCAGGUGUCUCUUGCUGUUUCUGUGCAAGACCUCAAUGGUAUAGAAUAUCAGGUGGACACAGCUCAUCUUUCCAUUUCUGUUGAGGAUGAAAAUGAUGAAACCCCAACUUUCAACAGUCAUACUUUCAUGGCAUCAAUAAGGGAAAAUUCUCCUGUUGGAAGCUCUAUUCAGUUUCACUCACCAGAUUCUAUGAUAGUCAAGGAUAAGGAUAAGGGUAAUAACAGCUUUUUUAAAGUUGAGCUUCUGACAUACUCGGACAUAUUCAAGCUCACACCUGAGGAAGGACAGUCAGACCUGACGGUUUCCAUAACAGUAGCUGACCAAGAUAAAAUAGAUUUUGAGAAACAAAAUGAAUUGACGCUUAAAAUUGUUGCUGUUGAAACCAAGACAAAUGAGAAGCAAAACAGUACUACUUCUGUGACUGUGAAAAUUAUCAAUGAAAAUGACAACAUGCCCAAGUUCAGUGAUGGACCGUUUGACGCACACAUUCAAGAGCCUGGACUGACAGCACAUUGCUAUAUCACUCUAAAUGCCACAGAUAAAGAUCUUGGUGACAACAUCACAUUCUCCUUGAAAGAUGACUCAAACAAGUUCCAGAUUGACCCAGUGUCAGGCUGUGUUUCUCUGAAAAGCUCGGACCUAGAUCGUGAGACCACCAGCACUUACUCAAUAACCGUCAUGGCAGAAGACGAUGGUGGCUUCAAGGAUACAAGUCAACUCACAGUUCAUGUGCUUGAUGCGAAUGAUGAGCCUCCUGUCUUUACCUCCUCCCUUUACAAUGCCAGCAUUGAUGAAGGAAGUACAACUUUCAUUCCGGCUUUGAAAGUACAAGCUACAGAUGAUGAUGAGCCUGGCAGCCCCAACAGUGAGGUGACCUAUGAGUUGCUAAAUGCUAGACCAAGCCAGUUGUUUAGAAACUUCUCGAUAGGUGGCAGAGAUGGUGAAAUUUGUUUACUGGCUCCACUGGAUUUUGAAGAAUUUGACUCUGUCACUUUAGUCAUCAGAGCUUCUGACAAUGGCACCCACAAACUGGAAACAAACGCAAGCGUCAUUAUUACUGUGAAAGAUAUAAAUGACGAAGUUCCCAAAUUUCUGCAAAGUGUGUAUGUUUCCAGUGUUGCUGAAAACAGUACGAAAGGAACUUUUGUGGCCAAUGUCACAGCAACAGAUGCUGACGCUAGUGAGCCAAACAAUGUGAUCAGCUACACCAUUGACACACUCAGCAAAACAAAGUUUAGCAUCAAUGAAUCCACUGGAGAGAUUUCCAUCAAAGCAGCUCUGGAUCGUGAACAGAAAGACUCUUAUACAAUCACUGUGACAGCCAGAGACUAUGGACAGCCCAUGCAGACCUCAACAGCAUCAGUCAAUGUCAGUGUCACAGAUGUGAAUGAUUCUCCUCCAAGGUUUAAAAAUGAUAAGAGAAAGAUCUCGAUUCCAGAAAAUACUGCCAAUCUCACCAUACAACAGUUCACAGUUUCAGACCCGGACAAGGACCACCAGUUACAAUGUAACAUUGCUUGGGAAGAAAGUUCUUAUGUUGACGGAAUGGGACAAUUUUUUCAAGGACAAAACUUUAGUAAUAUUGUCACCAUCGAUAAGAACAGCUGUGAAGUUAAAGCAGUUAAGGAACUGGAUAGAGAAAAGCUUCAACAGUUCACUCUCAGUGUUGUAGUCACUGACCUUAAAGGCGAUCCAUCUACACAACAGAAUGCUACUGCUUCGUUGGAGGUCUCUGUUUUAGACAAGAAUGAUAACCCACCUAAAUUUGAAGGUGGUGACAGAUUUGUGGCACAGAUUCCUGAAAAUAGACCUAAGGGUACAGAGGUUGUGUUUGUCAAUGGUACCCGACUGGUUGUCAAAGAUAUUGAUGAAAAAGAAAACAGCCUCUAUGAGAUAGUUCUGAGCAAUGGUUCAGGCUUUGCGAUAUCCCCUAAAGAGGGUAACGGUGUUACGCCUUGUAGAAUCAUUGUUGAGGACCCUACCAGGCUUGACUUUGAAAAGAAUGAAAGCAUCACGUUUGAAGUAACAGCCAUAGAAAAAACAUCAAAAAGGACACAAAGAAAAAGAAACAGCACUGCUAGCAUCACUGUGCUCAUUAUCAAUGAAAAUGACAAUGUGCCUACAUUUGAGAAGUCAUCAUACACUGCAUAUGUUCCUGAGAACAGUCCGUCUUUUUACAGUAUUACAACUCUUAAGGCAAACGAUGAUGACAAAGGAGACUUUGGCAUUGUUAAAUACAGCAUUAAUGAACAAACAUCCUUGUUCUCCAUCAGCGAGUCAACAGGAGAAGUGCAACUAAACUGCAGUGCACAACAAUUCUGUCGUGACAGAGAGACAAAGUCAUCAUAUACUGUGACUGUCAAAGCUCAAGAUAGUGGCCUAUUUGAGAACACAGCUCAGCUCACAGUCACUGUCACUGAUGUCAAUGAUAACACACCCCAGUUUGAGAUGGCUUCCAGAAAGACUGAGAUACCAGAGGGGAAGACCGUUUUCCCUAUUCCUUUCUUUUUACGGGCAAAGGAUGCUGAUGAGAUUGGUACCAACAACAGUGUUGUUGUGUACAGCAUAUUGUCAGUCCCCAACAUAACCAAAGGAGCCUUUGAUGUUAAUACUACUUCUGGGCAGCUAAUGAUGAAUAAGGCUUUAGAUUAUGAAGAAGUAAUGAAGGAAUAUGACAAUGGAUGCCUCUCUCUGAAAGUCUCGGCCCAAGACCUCGGGUCACCAAGUAAAAACUCCUCUGAAAGGAUAACAGUUUGCAUCACAGAUGUCAAUGAUGUCUGUCCUGUCUUCUAUCAGACCAUGUACAAUGGCACUGUGAAAGAAAAUUCUAAACAAGGUACCCAUGUGGUAAAAGUGGAAGCCCAGGACGAUGACGGAACUUAUCCCAACAAUGGAACAAAAUUUGCAAUACAAUCUGGAGGACAGGAUAAAUUUCAGAUCAACAGCACAAGUGGUGAAAUCAGUGUCAGUGUGGGGGCUCAGCUGGACAGAGAAACUGACCCUUCCUUUACUUUAAAAGUGUUAGCUAUUGACCGAGGUAUCCCACCAAACACUGCCAUAGCAACUGUGAGUAUCACUGUGGAAGAUGUCAAUGAUGUAGACCCAGUCUUCGCACAGUCAGUCGUUGAGCACUCGGUGAAGGAGGAUGCUUGUGAAAACCACUCAAUUGUACAGCUGAAUGCCACAGAUGAGGACAGCAAUCCCAAUUUGGUCUACUCUAUUGACUGGAGAGAAUCAAGGGCUUAUAGUGAGAGAGAUCAACAGGUUGACAUCUUGAAAGUGGAGAACUGGAUAUCAGUGGACAAUCACUCUGGACUCUUGUAUGUGACUUCUUCGGUCCUAGACAGAGAAUGUGCUGAGAAGCUGCUUCUUAAAGUCAUUGUUAAUGACAGUAAUGCUGAACAGAAUGGACCUCAGUUGGCAACUGCAACUGUUACUAUCAAAAUUGAAGAUGUCAAUGACAAUGCUCCUGUCAUCAAUGAAGGCCAAAGUUUGACUCUGAAUAUUUCGGAGGCCACACGGAAUGGAACAGAGAUCUACACUUUCUCGGCCACCGAUGCUGACAAAGCACAGAGGGUUAAUUUUACUGUUGCUGACACAAGCUUUUUCCAAAUUACUCAUUCUGGGAAGGUUUCUAUUAAAAAAUUGCUGGACAGAGAGAAAAAUGCCACAAUGCACUUCAUCGUCAUCGCCACUGAUAAUGGAGUACCGCCCUUGUCUUCAAACACAACUGUCUUUGUCAAUGUAUUGGACAGUAAUGACAACGAUCCAGAAAUUAAAGGAAGCACUAUUUUCUAUGUUCCUGAAUCAUCCGACAACACAACUCUAGUAGCAAAAAUUAAUGCCUCUGAUGCUGAUGCAGGUGACAACGCAAAUGUCACAUUUCUUUUCAAGGAAUACCCCCCGUUCAGAAUCAACCCAAUAACUGGUCAAAUCUUUGUGAAUGGCACACUGGAUAGAGAGAAGAAAGAAAGCUAUACAGUGACUGUGAUUGCUAGGGAUAAUCCUCUGCUGGAACAGAGUCGACGGUCAGCAGUCAGUGUGACUAUUAAACUUGAAGACGUGAACGACAAUUCCCCUGUUUUUGGUCAAAGCAGCUAUACCAGUGAUGUGGAGGAAACAAGACCUAUCAAUAAAGUUAUACAAAUUGACCCUCGCGCCAUCUCUGCACAAGAUGCAGACAUUGGAGUCAACGCAAACUUUUCAUACUCUUUUCACGACCCAGACAACACUUACUUUCAGAUUGACCCAGCCUCUGGUGUCAUAAGUGUCAGAGAAUCUUUGCUGAAUCUUUCUGGAGUUUACAGAUACACUGUCAAAGCCACUGACCAUGGUAGCCCUUCCCAGUCAGGAAAUACAAAUGUAACCAUCACAAUACAUGAUGAGAAUCUCUUUGACCCUCAGUUCACCAAUGAUGGCCCCAUUCCUUCGAUCCCAGAGUGCGCGAAGAAAGACAGUUUCGUGUAUCAAUUUACUGCAAAGGAUGAUGAUAGAGAGUUGGAAACGAAUGCUGCUGUUCGAUUCAGACUUGACAAUACGACAAAGGCUGAUGAUUGGAAAAAGUUUCGUAUUGAUGAGAUGACUGGAAAACUUUAUGUGAUUGAACCACUGGACAAGGAAACCAAAAGUCAUUUGUAUAUAAAAGUGGUUGCCUAUGAUCUGGGCAAACCGAGCUCUCGCUCUGCAUCCACCAAAACACUGGACAUUGAAGUGAGUGAUGUCAAUGACAACCCUCCAAAGUUUCCUGCAGACUUGAAGACCACUUUUGAAGUGGAAGAGAACAAUGUGACCAAGUAUGUUGGAAGAGUGCAAGCGCAAGACAGGGAUCAGAGUGCUCGUCUCAUAUACAACAUAACAGAUAUGAGGCCAAACGACUACCGAGAUCACUUUAUGAUUGACAAGGAUUCAGGAAAGAUCUGUUUGUCGAAGCCUCUUGAUCGUGAAACCCAUCCUGACGUAAUGCUGACAGUCACAGUUAAAGACAUGGAUAUCUCCCAUGAAGAAGACAUGUGCCCUGACUUCAGUUCAAACAUCAAGAACUCAGACAAUGUGGAAGUAAAAAUCACAGUGUUGGAUGUUGAUGACAGUCCCCCUGUAUUCUCCCUUCGCCAUUUAACAAAAGGUUAUUUGUCCAGCACGGAAUUUGGCAAGACUAUAUUUACUUUGACGGACUUUGUGGAGGACAAGGAUACUGCUAAGUAUAGAGUCCAUCAGUUUCAUAAAGUGGGUGAUCUGGAACUGGAUGAGUCUCUGUCUAAGAGUUGGGUCGACAAACAGAAACCUGACCCUGUGCUCCUGUCCAGCAAUGGGUCCAUCACCACCAAUGUAAAGUUCAAUGAUGAUGCCUCCGGGGCAUUCACAUUGAUAGUAACAGUCAGUGAUCAUGCUGGAAAUGACACCAUUCCGGUCAAGAUAUAUGUUGUUGGUGAUUCUCAAGCUGUACGAAUGACUUUCUUCCAAAGUGAAGAGCAACUCAGGCGGAUACAGUUUCCCCUUACAAAAGAAUUUGAUCAACUUGGUUACGAAUUUGUGCCAGAUAACAUUCAACCCAAGUAUAAUCAGGACCGUAGUGUGGAUGGAUCCAAGUCAGUCCUUGUCGUCCAUGCUGUUGACAAAGAUGGAAACAUUGUUGAUGGUUCGACUCUGAUUGGGGAACUGGACAGAAUGGAUAUAAAACUGAAACUGAAGUUGCAAGACCAGUACAAAUUUCUUGAAACAAAGGUUGGGAAAGAUACUUUUGAAGUAACUUCAAAUGACAAGAGAACAGAGUACAUCCUGAUUGCUGUCAUUGCUGCCAUCGCCAUCACUUUUGUCAUCACUUUGUAUUUCAUGAUCCAUAACAUUCGAAGGUUCAAGCACAAACUGAAAGCUGCAACAAUAGAGGUUCAUGCCCUUGAGCCAGUAAAACAAGAUAGAUUCCCAGGCCUGGACAAUGAUCACCUAAGAGAGGCAAAUCCUGUGUUCAUGCGAGAUGAUCUGACCCUUGGUGACUCCAUGUAUGAUUAUCCUCACAGUGAUGCAUCAAGCCAUUCAUCACAGAACUCCUUGGAUGAGAAUGAGAUUAAUGCUCCUGAGGAAAGGAAGAAGAGUGUUGGGUAUGAUGAGCAAGAGAUCACUCUCAACAUCUAUGGGCAAGAUCCGACAGAAGGUGACAUGUCUAACCUCCCAAAGGCCCUCUAUUAUCUCAACUCUGCUUUUGAAGGGGAAGAAAAACAGAUACAGAGGAGCCCCGGUGCUGACCUCAGUGAAGAUGAACAAGCUAUGGAAAGUGACUCACGCGUUCAGGCAGUGCAGAGACAUCGUCGUAAUUUGGGCAUAGAUAUGCCCAAGGACAGUGACCAGACUUUAGAUUUUGAUCUUGAUGAACUUGAGACAACAGAUAUUUAACUUCAAGCCUUUUCCUCCCAGUGCCUCCAGGCCUCAGAUUCUUUCAUUUAGAUACGGUUGAACUUGUCCAAGAUGGCCAUCCGUUAGUGGGGAGAAAAGUGGUUGUCCUAAACAGGUGGACGUCUUAUACAAUAUCAUUAUAAUGUAGAAAAAAACCACAAGGGGAAUGACGUUGUCGUUUAUUCAGGGGAUUGUCGGGGACAGGUGGCCAUUAGAGCAGGUUUGACUGUAUUUCUGUUAAUUGAACACCUGCAGAAUUCAGUUCAUUUUACAAAGAUUUUCAGUACGGUAUAUUCCUACAGUGCCAUGUGGACAUAUUGCUUAGAUAUAUGGAUAGUGGAGGAACUGCAGCAUUGUUCAGGAGAAUUUCUUUUGGAAUAAAAUGUUUGUGGUAAUGAAGAUAUAAAACAUGAAGUGUGAUGUGAAACGUGAGAAUAUCAUUGUUUAUAAAAUCUAGGGUUGGUUGUUCUGGUAACUGCAGUUUUCUACAUUGCAUCAUCAGGCGUUGUCAUAUUUGACCCAAGCUACCUUAAUCACAGAAGUUAAUGUCUUUUUUUGUGAUUAUUUGCAGUCUGCUCAAACUGAAAUCUUUGGAACCACUGGAUUUUCUUCGAUUUAGCCACGAAAUUUCACUUUGAAAGUUUUUUUUCUUAUCUACCUCUUUCAGUUACAGUGGAAUCCACUUAUAACGAGUCCUGAAUAACGAGAAGUCUGUUAUAAAG
Molecule: messenger RNA, 9033 nt
Organism: Aplysia californica (California sea hare)
Lineage: Eukaryota; Metazoa; Mollusca; Gastropoda; Aplysiida; Aplysiidae
Product: cadherin-23
Biological process (GO): homophilic cell-cell adhesion
Cellular component (GO): plasma membrane
Molecular function (GO): calcium ion binding
Source: RefSeq, a predicted model, not a curated record